Molecule: messenger RNA, 1278 nt
Organism: Zingiber officinale
Lineage: Eukaryota; Viridiplantae; Streptophyta; Magnoliopsida; Zingiberales; Zingiberaceae
Product: paramyosin-like
Exons: 2
Coding region: 1-1278 (425 amino acids)
Source: RefSeq, a predicted model, not a curated record
AUGGCAAAAGAUUGUUGGUCCAAGAAAAGGUUCGUUCAAAGCAACACGGCUACUUCCAAUUCUAAAGAGAAUAGCGAAGAUGAUUGGGAUGCUGAAGCUUUGAUGGCCUACGAAGAUAACAAAUCCGCGGUCCUCAGCGACGUCGAGGGCGACGAUGAUCCCCUCCCUAUUGUCCUCCCUUCUUCCUCUGCCAGUUCUUCCUCGGCCUCGGAGCAGCGCAUCCGCGACCUCCUCGCCGAGCUCGAGAAGGAACGCAGCGCCAGGAAGGCCGUCGAGGGCACCUUCAGCCGUCUCAAGUCCAUGGCUCAUGACGCAAUCCGUCAGUGCGAUGAUGCGCUCCGCGAAAGGGACGAGGCCGUCAGGAGGCGCGACGAGGCCCUCCGCGAAAGGGACGAGGCAUCGCGAUCCGCCGAACGCACCGCAGCGGAGCUCGCCGAUGCGAUCCGACUCAGAGACGAGUCCAUGAAGCACAAGGACUCGCUACGGUCCGAGAUGGAGACUGCCGCGCAGAUGCUCCUUUCCGGCAUCGGCAAGAUCUCCAGCAAGGUCAGCGGGUACAAGAACUUCUCCGCCUCCGGUGGUCUACCGACUUCCCAGAAGUACACCGGUCUUCCCUCCGUGGCCUAUGGCGUUAUCAAGCGAGCGCAUGAGAUCUCCGAGGAGCUUAUGAAGCAGAUUGACGCCGCCUCGAAGGCUAGGGAUCAAUCCAGGGAACAGGUUGAGCAACGGAAUUACGAAAUCGCAAUUGAAAUUUCGCAGCUUGAGGCUGCAAUUGUGACUCUCAAAGAAGAAGUCUCCAAGAAGAGCUCGGAGCUGCAAAACCUGGAGCAUGUAGCCGCUGAGAGGGGGACACGGAUCUUAGAGAUCAAGAGUGAGAUGUCCAGACUGACACAGCUAGGUGAGUAUCGUGAUGCCAAAAUCAAGAAUUUGGAAAUGAAAUUAGAAUCGCAGAGACCGUUGAUCAUCGACCAGUUAAAUCACACAUCAAAGGCCUAUGAACAGAUUUGUGAGAUUGUUAAGAGUGUUGUUAAGAAUGAUAAUGAUUCUAUGGAAUCAAAUUUCAGAAUGUGUGCACAUGAAGGAAAAAGCUUAGAAGAUACAACUAUGUAUCAAAAAUUGGAGAUCAUGACACCAGAAGGUCAACAACUGGUUACUUAUUUAAGCUUGGUUCUGGAGCAAUUUCUUGGUGCAGCAAGAGACAACCAACUGUAUCAUUAUCAAGCAUUGAAGCUGAGUAUCGAGCAGCAGCAAUGGCAGCUCAAGAAAGCACAUGGUUGA